UUAUCUGGAUCGAUGACCCCACAUCAGGCGCCUGGAAAGUCCGUAUCCACAGACACCGAAUCCGUUCCAGGAAUGUCGUCUCCAGAUAUGCGUCACGGCUCGGGUUCGGAGAACGGUGACCGCGAGUCCAUCGUGAGCUCCCCUAUAGCCAAACCAUUAAAAGACGGCGAUGAGACGCCAGGCUCCAUCAGUCCGCUCGGCUCAGACUCCGGCUCGGAUACGGAUAAAGACGAUCAGGAGCCCUCGCCCUCCUCCGCAGCAUCGCGACAGAUGAACGCCAUCGACAUCCUAACGAGGGUUUUCCCCAACCACAAGCGCAGCGUCCUGGAGCUUGUGCUGCAGGGAUGCGGCAAAAAUGUGGUGCAAGCCAUAGAGCAAAUCCUCAACAACAGCGGUCAAGCCAAGGGCCCAGAUGAGUCCUGGACGGCGGAUCGGAUGCUGCAGAGCGCACAGCCGCCCAUGUCCUCCACCCCGCGGCCUCUGUUACCUGGAACCAUGACGCUCAGCAAUAGAUCUGCCUUCUCUCCUUUGCAACCCAACGCGCCACACUUUGGUUCCGAUCCGAGCACGUAUCCUCUCAGUACGCAUUUGGGCUUGAACCCACUCCGGCUGGCGUACUCGGCUCACAGCAGAGGCCUGGCCUUCAUGGCUCCAUACUCCACCACGGGUCUGAUGCCAACAUUGGGCUUCCGGCCGCCAAUGGAAUAUGCCUUCAGUGACUUGAUCAGAGACAGGACUCUCUUGCAUAAAGAUCAGAGCUACACCAAUGGACUCUAUGGUCCUCUGGUGAACAACACUCCAGAGAAACAGUGAGAUAGUGUUUCCCAAAUGUAGACAAAAGUGUUUCUUGUCUUUAAAGAUUCGUAUGCUUAAAGAUUCCUCAUCCCUAAAGACCCGCGGGCCUUGUGUUUCUGUAUAUAAACUAUGUCUAGUUUAAUCACCAGGAAAAAAAUGUGUUUGGUGGUCGUGGCUUCUUUGAAGUUUGUGAUUAAUCAACAAGAAAUGGUUACGCGUUAAGGUUAAAGUAGUUUUUACCCAUCUUACUGCAGGAUGGCGUUACUGCCUCAGCGCAAAACGAGCCAGAGGUGAAUUAUUUUAGACCUUUAGCUGGGUAACCAUAGUAUUUUCGAGUAAUGUAAAUUGUGCAUUUUAAAAUCCUUCACGUUUGUUACAAUCCAUUUAGAUUAUUUGCCAAACGGAUUAAGCCCCCGUGUGAUAAUAGUGCAAUCCCUAGAAUAAUAAUUUGCUUCAUCAUUAAAAAAAAGGGAAUAUUCUAGCAUUAUUGUUAUUGUGGAACGUCUAUUAUUCACUCUUUUUCUGCUCGGUGUCUGUUAAAUCGUGCCAUGUUCAUUCAACAGAACAGAAGUUCUUUGGAUUUAAUAUGGUUACUGGCUCAAGUAGACAUUUGUGUUCCCUUUGUGAGUGAUAUAUUGUGUUACACGACUAAAUUAUGUAU
Sinocyclocheilus grahami is the source of this 1456-nucleotide messenger RNA. Its product is annotated as doublesex- and mab-3-related transcription factor A2. The transcript has a single exon. The record is from RefSeq and is a predicted model, not a curated record. Lineage: Eukaryota; Metazoa; Chordata; Actinopteri; Cypriniformes; Cyprinidae. Gene Ontology annotation, biological process: sex differentiation; germ cell development; regulation of transcription by RNA polymerase II. Gene Ontology annotation, cellular component: nucleus. Gene Ontology annotation, molecular function: RNA polymerase II cis-regulatory region sequence-specific DNA binding; DNA-binding transcription factor activity, RNA polymerase II-specific; protein binding. The annotation marks the transcript as partial.